UUUAUCAAUGCACUUGAAACGUCACACGAGAGGAAACAUCGCACGGCACUCUGUUUCGGUAGAAGAAAGAAGCGGUACAUAGAAUAUAUAUGUUAACUGACACACAACCACAGCAGGACGUUCGAUAGUGAUUUUUACGUUUUAUUUUGUUCUUUUUUUGCAAUAGAAAACGAAAUCGCGAGGAAACUGUUAAGAGGAUAUAAACGUUGCAAGUACAGAAGAAAAUUUAUUAUAUAUAUAUAAAUACUAUACUAUGUUGUAUUGUUCAUCUUGUUCGAGGGUGAGUCACGUUUAAAUAUAAAAAGAGGUUAUAUAUACGUAUAACGAGUAACAAUGAAAAAAAAUGGAAGAAAAAGCUGCACGUUCGCACAAUGAUCCGGUCGCUCGUCGGCUGUACAUUUUGUUUUAAUGUACGUACGGUAUACCUAUAUAUUGGUGUCUGGUGGCGAUAAGAGCGAUAACAAUUUGAUAAUUAUUAUUUUUAUUUUGUUUUUACCUAAUUGUAGUUUCUUUGUAACUCUUUGUGAUAUACAUUGCAAUAGUCUAUCCGACCGUUUAUUUCUUGUAUCGAUUAGCGCAACCUUCAUUAAAGCAAGACAAAGAAACAUAUGUAGAUGUAAAAGGUUCUAUUUCACGAUAGUCGCCCUUCUCUUUAACGAAUUGACGGUGCUAACCGAAGUCAGCACUGGCCAAGUUAGAUGUAUUAUUUAAACCUGAAUGCAAAUAAAAUUCCAAUACAUAGAAUAUAAGCAUUUAAUCGGGAUAGUACAAUAAGACUAGGCUAUUACUUCUCUGGGAAGGCAGAGACACUUUUUAUUUCCGAUUCCGCGAGAAUAUAUUGCACUCGAGAUGGAAAUUGCUUUUCUAUCCAUGUACCAUUGCCAAUCUUACAGCUGUCUUCUGGAGAAGAGAAGAAUGUUCUUUCCUGUGGAUAAUUUAAAUUCAUACACAAAAUAAUAAAAUAAUGAUUUUAUGGUACAUUUAAAAUGUGAUACUUUAAAUGGUAAUUGAAACGCGCAAUUUCUCGGCUGGAGAAAUUACUCGAGCAGAUCGACAGUCAUUCCCGAAAGUAUUUGAAUAAAGCGAGGGAUUGAAGGAAAAUUUAUUUCUAAAACAAAUCCAGCAAAUUGGUUAUAAUACAAAUUACAAAAGAACAUGUAUUAUUAAAAAUUCAGUUUUUUGUAUUUUUGUACAUUGUUCAAAUACUUUCCUCAGCAAUUGCAUCUGCUUAACACCGUUAUGGGAUUUUCUGCCUGGAAAAGGUUAACAUUCCAAUCUUAUCCUUAUCAAAAUUCGCGCAUCGUUUCCAAACACAUCUACAUGAUGUAUUUUUUCUUAAUAUUCUUUCCAUGCGAUUCCUAUAUAAAAUAAGAUAAACUAUAUUUGAACUGCACUAUUUAAAGGAAAGACGAAGGCGGGACAUUACUAUCACCAACAUAUUUUGCAGAAACAGAAACAUUUAAGACCACAUCAACUCCCCUAGGAAUUAAAUAAAAAUUUCUGUCCUUACUUUUUCAAUAUGAUUGAAAAUUACAGCAACUGCUUCGAACAUUAUGCCAAAUCCAAGUUAUCCUUCCAUGAAUAACAUUUUUAACUCCCUCUCUUCCUCGUUCAUUGUUCUCAAGUGACAGCAAUAACAUUAAAAGAAAGCCUCGGCAUUGCCAGUUCCGUAUCCCCAAAUCUCUAACUCGCAAAACUAACGAUCCUGCGCCUGUUUUCUUUCCAUGUCUAACCAGACCAGCUGCCGAGUUUGCCUACCGACAUCACGUUCGAGAUCUGCACGUCGUCGUCCUCGUCGUCGCCGCCGCCGCCCGCGACGACGACGACGUCGGCCCGCACCAGCGAGGACAAUUUCGGUGAGGACAACGGGAGCAACACGUUCAUCAAAUCCGAGAGGGUAGUCAGCGGCAUGCACUUCCUGACCGACCGGGAGGAGGACCGGCCGGAUCUGUUGCUGCCCAAAUCGGAGACCGGGGAAGCAGAGCCGGAGGUCAGGAAACAGCUGCUGGAAUACCUCAUUCAAAACGACGGUUCCGUAGUCUGCAAGUGGUGCGGCGAGGUCCUACCGUCUCGAACCCGUUGGUACAGGCACAAGUACAAACUCCACGUCUCCACCCAGGUCACCCAGCCGGCGCCGCUCUUCAAGUGCCACAGCUGUAAUGCAUACUUCAAGUCCCGUAAGGGUUACAUCGGUCACCUGAGCUCCCGGCAUUCCGACAACGAGAACGACGAGAACAGGGAAGAGCAGACGAACAAGAAGACCCGGAAGACCUCCGACAUCGGGAAAGGGCCGGACUGGGAGCAGCAAAGGGAAAAAGAAGAGAAGCUGGUGGCGGACAUUAUCGAUCGUGUGAAGAGGGAGUGCGAAGCUCAGGGUGAGACGGUGACGAGACGGGGCUACUCCAGGCGGUCUACCGUGAUGAACAGCUAAGGGCGAGCCCUUGUUAAAGGAACAAAGGGGAAUCUGACGCCAUAUCAUCGUCGUACGAUGCUCUCCUCGUGACUCGGCUCGAAGAACGUCAGGUGCGCGCGGAUCGAUCCCUGCCGACGUUCGAUCGACACCCCCCUUGCGUCUUUUGACCGAUUACGGGCAGUUCUGCGAUAAACUAAUUAAGGGAACCUCAAGUUUUAGAGAGGCUAAGAUCAAACUAGGGUUAAACUUAACACUUGAAAUUGGCGUUUCUGUGCUCAAUCGUUCGUCACGGGACAUUUGUAAAUCGGCCUCUGCCGCAGCGAUCAAAUCCUCCGAUCCUCACUCCAAAAACCGUCGAACAAUCUCUCCCAGAAGAAUUCCAUGUCUUCAGAACGAUAGUGACCGUUUUACAAAGUUGUCUCUUGUUCGGUCAUCCGCUGUAAACGAAGUCGGCAGGGUGAUCUUCGAUCGCCGAUAAACGAGGGUCUGCAAAACUAUCUAGUCAUAACGCACGCGCGGCUACGUAUAUUUUUUUCGCAUCCUAAUUGGCCGCGCGGUGGCACACGAUAUGUAAGUACGUAUUUGUCAGUACGAUUGUACGCGCUACCACGACGAAUUAAGAAUUGGGCCUGGGGGGUUUGCGUCCAGAGCUGCGAGCUUCGGAGGUGCGGUGUGGGAAACGCGCGGCCGUUCUCCCCCGUCGGAAAGAAUCUCAAUCGUUGGUUGAUAUCGUUCCUUUGAUCUCGAUAGGUUCCGCGGAUCUCGAUCGCAGUGAAACGCGAACGGCGACUGCGGAUGUUGUACUGUAGAAUGAAGAGUGGUAUUUUUGUCGCCUACUCGUGGUGGCGGGAUGGUUGUUGUUUCGCUACCUCCUGGAUUGGUGACGUCUCUUUUCAAACAAUGAGACAUUGAAAGAAAACUUCUUUUUCCAUUUGUUUUGUUUAAUUAUUUACUAGACCAGCUCAGGCCAGAAAAACUGAUUUUGUUAGUAAGAAGAUGCUGCGUCGUCUUACAUGCGACAAAAAUGGCAGCCAUGUUUACGCUAUGUGAAUUAGAAGAAUCGCUGACGGGUGUAGUUACAAUGAAAAAAGAAUUUACGAUCGCUUUUCGAUCAGAUAAUUCUCUUCUCCCGUAUUUAAUUUUGUUACGAUCAUUAUAUACUAUUCCUCUUUGAACAAAUCAGACAUACACACAGCAUCGAAAAUAUGAAAUAUUGGCACUACCAAUCUCGGAAGGACCGAAACAAAACUCAUCGACGCGAAUGGAGUUGCGAUUCAAGCCUGAAAAGCUCUCUCGGUGGGAGAAACAGAGAAUCCAGUGCCAAAUAUGUAUCUUCCCAAGCGUAGGACAUCUCGUUGCGUACAAAACACAUGGAACGUUAACUAUGAUACGCAAUGAGAGCGAUCGUUUGCUCAAAAGUGCAACCGUACUACUUUCUUCGGUUAUGUUCGUUCAAUCUUUCGUUAUAUUCGACGAGUGCAGGUGUUACGUGUUACACCGUGAUUCGCAUACUUGGACACCGAUCAGAUCGCGGAGGCGUCAUUCAGCAGCUCGCGCGAGUGAACGUCGCGGCACACGUGAAUUUCAUAGAAAUUAUAUCGGUAUACGGGUAUUGAUGCAUUUAAAUCGCGUGGGUGACGUUCAUGGAUCUGGUAGAACGAUUUUAAGUGAACCUGAAUGGACUCUCUGAGCAGUAAAACUGAAAAUAUGAACCAUAUUUUGUUUCGUGUAGGCUUUACAACAGACAUUUGAAUAUUUAUUCAACGCUUUAUCCAUGUUUGAGUAACGCUAUCUCGAGUUCCGUUUAAAAUAAUAAUUUCUGGAUCAAAAUAAUGUACACAUCUAACAAGUUUGACAAUUAUUCAAUUAUUUUAUAAGUUAAUGUGUUUAAUUGAAUUAAUUAACAGAUUUUCUGUUGUCGAGCCCCGAUGUGUAUGCAAAUGUAGAUCACUACGGACAGAUACACGGAAAUUGAAAUGAAAAAUUUACUUACUUUUUAUGACGCUUCGUAUGGAAUAAAAAGCUUGUUAAAUUUUAUUAAGCUCUUAACAUAUAAAAAUUAUUGACAAUCGUAUUUACUAUAAAUGCAUAAAAUCAGCAGUCUGACAAUUUGCAUGAAUAUUAAUAUGACAGUGAACGUUUUAAAUCUUAUACACACAAACGAAUAAAGUAUGUUCAUAUCAUUUUACGAUAUAUACAAAUUCAAAUUGCCGCUUAAGUUUACCAUAUUUAAUAGAGGUGUAUCGAUGGUUUUCCCUCUUCUUUCGUACAAACUUGAUCGUUUCCUUACCUCUCAAAUAUGGCAAUUUGUAGCGAUGUACAUGAUGUUCAAACAGUUGAAUUUACAAAUGCUGUGGGCUUAAAUUACCUUUUAAUUCAUGUUAAAAACUGCAUUUAAUUUAUCAAAUCCAAGACAUAAUAGGACAUAAUCUCCUUUUCUAUACAGCGAUAGAAUAUUUGAUUAUUCAAUUAACAAUCAAAUUUGUACAACGCUCUUUACUUUGCAAACAAUUCAUUUCGUAUUGUGCGCCAGGUAUGCGAAAAACGGUCGCUUAAACACCUGAUACAUUCGAGCAAGUUAGUUGGGCACGAACUAGUGUCGCUAGAGAGACGGUAGAUAGAUCGAUAAAAUAGAUAAAAAUAUAUCUACGCGUACAAGAGGUACGAAUGAAUAUAAUAUAAUGCGCGUUGGCGAUGAUCGACGCGGCAGCAUUAUAUAUAUAUUAAUCUUGCUGAAUAUUCCAAGAAAGUCUGUCCAUUUUUUCGAAUGUCUCGAAAGUAUUUUAAUCUCUACUUUAUUGUUGCGUGUCGUGCGGCGCAACGACAGAAGAACGAAUUGCGUUCAUCUCGGAUUUUAAACUCACGAUCACAAUUCGAGUAGACCGUGCGCGUACGCUGUUAUACAGAUAAAACGCGCACGUAAACUGACUAGUCGUUAAGUUCGGUGCUAAUCAAUAAAGGCGUAAAAGCAAACCUUUACGCCUUUUUAAUACGAAUAACGAUUGCAUCCAUUAUUUUCGGAACGAGAGAGAUGGCUUAACCCUUUGGAGGUGUCCGCGUUCGUCAAGUUGUGCGAAUGUUUCAUCAUCGAUGAAUUCAAAUUCGCUCCGAUACGACAUUUGUGCCCCGGAUGUUUCAAGAAAUACGAAACACAAAAGUUAAGGAGGACAUGGGAUAGCGCACACGUGCGCAACCUACCCUCCAAAGGGCUACUCGAAAGAGGGCAACUCUCUUCUGACAUUGCGCGACGGAUUUUACACGUAAUCAUGUACAGGUGCGUAAUUGCGGGCGAACCUCUGCGCGUAUACUAUAUUUCUAAUCCUACGUUUGCAUAAUGAGAUUUGCGUGCACGUUCCGACGUGAUCGUAUACGAGCAGAGGAUGUUAAUCGACUACCACGUCGGGAGAAAAACACGAGCCACUUUUCGUCUUCGUUCCUCUCUCGAUCGAGAUAAAGGAUACAAGUUCUUCCACAUUCUUGAAUACGCAUCAACACGUUUCUUUAAUAAAAUCGUUGCAAUUCAACCUGAAUGGGUGAUUAUAAUUUACCAGAUAAGAGCAAGUAAUAGUAUAAUUAAUUCGGGUUUUCAUUUAAAUUAAUGGAUCAUUUACGCAACCGUCAACGUGUAAAGAUUAAUAGGAAUCAUGCAGGCUUUCAAGAAAAAAAUGAAUCCUUGAUGCGUGACAACUAUAAAUUGAAGUGGUAUCACGGUUUUAAGACGUUUUAAAAUGGGAAAUAGCACGCAGGUCGUGCCGCGAGUUGAAAAGCAUCUUUUGUAAAGUUAAUGAGUCCCAGUAGGAGUAAGAAACGCGACGGAAGUGAUCAUCCGGAUGGCAAAUGUGACUGAUAGAUGUCGUGCGACGUGUUUCGCGAUGUCUUCUCGCGUGCUUUGUGCCAAUCGGCCGUUUCAAGCCACCCGAGAACCGUUGAAUCCUUUCACUUGCGCAACUAUCCCUUUCCAAAAGAGAAAAAUAAUAAUAAUAGGUCCAAAGAACGUAUACGAUCUGUUUGAAGUAUUAGUCAGCAGUAAUCAAAUUCAAGAAGGGGUAACGUUUAAUAUAUAUACACGAUGAUAACUGUUGCGUAAAUCUGUUUCAUGUGCUAGACCCGUGCUGUCCACGUUUCGCCGUCGAGUAAAUUAGACCUCCCCCACUUGAUGUUCGUACUCAAGGAAACUAAACGCUGAGCGUGACACCAUGCAUUAUUAUCUGCAUUGUAUCCGCGAAAUCUUAGUUCUCUGUCUCUUAUGUACUACCUCUAUCCUUUGUUAGCACCAGAGAGUGGGGAGACAACGCUAAGCUUGCGAGGGGGCCACAUCCGUGGAAAGCACGGGUACUAGACGAUCUCGCUGACCUCGUCUGCCUUUAACGUAACAGUUUACGAACCUUCCAUUAUCAAUCGUCUUCCUCGUCAUUAUCUUCUUUUGUACACGAUAUGCCGCUGAGUCGGUAUAGAUGUAUAGCGAUACAUAUAUAGGUAUAUGUGAUCCGUACGAGUAAUGAAUAAUGUAUAAAUAAUUUGUAGUUGAUUCCCUUUAGCAGCACGUAAGUGAUAAACUGAAGUGACCUUUUUCUUCUGGAAAUAGGGAAAUGGAAGGAUGAUGUCUGACUUCAAUUGAAAGGUUCAGCUAGACGGAAUAGGUGAAAGGAAAAAAAGGAACGAAGUUGAUCUCGAUUAUUCCGUUAUAAGGCGUUCACUUAGAUAACAGACUUCGCUCGUUUUACGAGGAUGGAAUUAUUGUUGAUACCGUAGGGGAACGGGAAGACGAAAGAGUGGUUCGCCCGGCGUAUUUCAAUCUUCCGUAUUGAAUCUUAAGUGUUACUAAUCGUAAGAUCGUAAGGCUGACCUCCUACGUCUAACGCGAGACGAUUCAAGUUGAGAGAGUAUUCGAGGAGAUAAAUUAUUUAUUUGUUUACGAUGAAACGAGGCCGUUUGCGAAUCGUAUUUCGGGCGGCUCGCGCCAACUCAGAAAGACUAUCAUUGUAUAUACAGUGACAGCGACCGCCCGGAUGUGCGACCCCGUCUAAAAGUGCACGAGUUCCACAAGCACGUAUGUACUAUACGAUCGAAAGAGAAAGAAAGGUGAGAGGAAAUAAUUACAACAAACCAUAGUACUUACGAUCAUGCUAAUCAUCAUCGAUUAGCAAACAUUACAACUAACGAAAUCGAACAUAUUGUGCAUUAUAUGUCGGGAAAGAAAUAAAAUCAAA
Messenger RNA from Nomia melanderi (Alkali bee), 7623 nucleotides. Lineage: Eukaryota; Metazoa; Arthropoda; Insecta; Hymenoptera; Halictidae. The record is from RefSeq and is a predicted model, not a curated record.